ACUGAAAAAAAAAGACAAAAUGGCUCAGACCAACCCAAUGCCCAUGGGCCCUUGGAAGAUCACCGUGUACGAUCAGGAGUACUUCCAGGGAAGGCGUAUGGAGUUCACCGCCAGCUGCCAGAACAUCAUGGAGUGCGGUAUGGAGAACAUCCGCUCCCUGAAGGUCGAGUGUGGCGCUUGGGUCGGCUACGAGCACUCCAGCUUCUGCGGCCAGCAGUUUGUCCUGGAGAAGGGAGACUACCCUCGCUUUGAGGCCUACAGCGGCAGCAACUCCUACCGCAUUGAGAGGAUGAUCUCCUUCAGGCCCAUCUGCUGUGCUAACCACAAGGAGGCUCGCAUGAUGAUCUUCGAGAAUGAGAACAUGGCCGGUCGUCAGUUUGAGCUGUGCGAUGACUACCCCUCUCUGCAGGGCAUGGGCUGGAUGAACAAGGAGGUUGCAUCCAUGCAGGUUCAGAGCGGAGCCUUUGUGUGCUACCAGUACCCCGGCUACCGUGGUCACCAGUACAUCAUGGAGAGCGACUGUCGCGGAGGAGAGUACAAGUGUUACCGUGAGUUUGGCUCCCACGCCCAGACUCCCCAGAUUCAGUCCAUCAGGAGGAUCCAGCACUGA
Molecule: messenger RNA, 610 nt
Organism: Scomber scombrus (Atlantic mackerel)
Lineage: Eukaryota; Metazoa; Chordata; Actinopteri; Scombriformes; Scombridae
Product: beta-crystallin A1-like
Exons: 5
Coding region: 20-610 (196 amino acids)
Biological process (GO): lens development in camera-type eye; visual perception
Molecular function (GO): structural constituent of eye lens
Source: RefSeq, a predicted model, not a curated record